Messenger RNA from Rotaria sp. Silwood2, 819 nucleotides. The record is from the annotation of a GenBank genome assembly. Lineage: Eukaryota; Metazoa; Rotifera; Eurotatoria; Philodinida; Philodinidae.
AUGGCCAAGACAAAUCAAUCCAAUGGUAAAUCUCGUUUUACUGAUGUUUACGAUGAACCUGUAGAUCGUCUUCUGUCACCGAUCAAAGGCUAUCAGGAAAAAACAUUAGUUUCACUUGCAGAAGCUGUUGAACCCGUUUCAAGUUUUUUUAAUGAAAUCGAAGAUUACAUGUUUGUUGCAAUGCAUAAUUGUCAAAGUCCAGCUGAAGGAUUAACGCAAGAUGAAUCAGCUUCAAUUCAUCUUUAUACAAUGCAAUUUUAUGGUGGACCAAGUUUAUAUCUAUUACUUAAUGAAUCAUUACGUGCUGAAAAUCGUGGAAAAUUAAUACCAUGGUUCUCAUUUCUCAAGUUAUUUCUUACUGCUCUGCACAAAUUACCCUCCUACAGUGGAAUAGUCUGGCGUGGUAUUCGUGGUGUUGAUUUAAGUUCAAAAUAUAAAGCUGGUACAAAAUUUGCUUGGUGGGGAGUAAGUUCAUGUACAACUCAUAUUGAAGUACUGGAGUCAGAACAAUUUUUGGGUAAACAUGGACAACGUACACUCUUUUCAAUUGAAUGCAUCAAUGGAAAAUCGAUUGUAAAACAUUCUUAUUUCAAAAAUACCGAAAAAGAAAUUAUUCUCAUGCCUGGUUCUUAUUUCGAAGUGAUGGGCCAACUAAAUCCUACGCCAGAACUGCAUAUCAUUCAGUUAAAAGAAAUCACACCGCCCAUUGCACUUGUGAAAUCACCAUUUUCUAAAUCUACCGAAAACGCUUCAAAUAAAAUGUCAUCGAUAACAGAAGGUCUGAAAGGUUUUAUAUUUCUUAUUAUCAUUUUUUUCUAA